AAUAAAUCGUUCGCUAUGGAGAAUGUUCCUACAAAAUUUUUAUAUAAAGCUUCUUACAAUGACUACAAGAAUAAGUCAGUGCAUUUUUCAAAUACCCGCAUUGCGGCCUAUUUUGAAAGACAAUGGGAAACAAUUACAACAGGAGCCAGAAUUCGUUAUUUCAUUAAACCACGAAAUGAAUUGUAUCCAAUAGAUUUAAAUGCUGGCUACCAAGAGUACCUCAUGACAUCAUUGUACUCGAAACACGUUGAUUUGUGUCUUAAAUACGCAAUGUCUGCCGAGGACUGUAAAAUCAAAAAUAGAACCAAGGUGUAUACACGUUGCGGUACCCUUGUCAAUAUAAUGGAAUCGAUUAGUAGCAAGAAAAGUAAAGAACUAUCAAUAUGUGUAACACGUUAUAAUGGUAAUAUUUAUAUGACAACUGAAAAUUCCAAUGAGGGAGAAAAAACGCAAGGCGAUUUGGAAGUACAAUCUCCCAUUGAGACACAUCACAAUCAAUUGAAGCGAUAUUUAUUUUCAGAUUCACCAUAUAAUCAGCCAAACAUUACAAAGCCUUGGAAUGAAAACAUAGAAUUACUUGCUGUUUUCCGAAGCAAUUUGAAUAAAUAUGAUAUUUUUUAUUCCGGGCCGGUGCAAGCCAUUAUGGCUAAAGAACAAUUUGAUGAUUUCAACAACAUGGAUGAACUUAAUAAAUGUCGUUUUGUUUUAAUUAAGCAAAUGUGGAACGAUUUGGAAAAUGAAAAGCAAAAUCGAAAAUUUUUACGUUAUCUUUUUAUGGCACAUUUAAUUAAGGUUAAUGACAUUUUCGUGGGCUAUAAAGACAAAAAAGGACUCGUUGAACACCCACUACAACAUAGAAUUGUAUCAAAACUACCUAAACAUUUCUUUAAUAAGUUAUCGAUUGGUGAAGCAUUUUUAUUUGAUUUUCUAGAACGUGUUGAGAAAUUAAUGUCCAAUGUCAACUGUUUAAACACAGUAUAUGUGUUUAAAAUAAAACGUAAUAUAAACUGCAUUCGUUACCAAGUAUAUGAAGGAAAAACGGAUAAGACAUUUAUUACAAAAGAGUAUAUAGACUACUGUCAAAAUGAAAAUAAUUAACCCCCCUUAUU
This is a messenger RNA of Calliphora vicina (urban bluebottle blowfly), 1109 nucleotides long. RefSeq lists its product as uncharacterized. The record is from RefSeq and is a predicted model, not a curated record. The coding region runs from base 16 to 1098 and encodes 360 amino acids. Gene Ontology annotation, cellular component: cytosol; nucleus. Lineage: Eukaryota; Metazoa; Arthropoda; Insecta; Diptera; Calliphoridae. Gene Ontology annotation, biological process: nuclear-transcribed mRNA catabolic process; NAD-cap decapping. The transcript is spliced from 4 exons.